Molecule: messenger RNA, 728 nt
Organism: Nymphaea colorata (pocket water lily)
Lineage: Eukaryota; Viridiplantae; Streptophyta; Magnoliopsida; Nymphaeales; Nymphaeaceae
Exons: 3
Coding region: 102-536 (144 amino acids)
Biological process (GO): translation
Cellular component (GO): mitochondrial large ribosomal subunit
Molecular function (GO): structural constituent of ribosome
Source: RefSeq, a predicted model, not a curated record
UACGCUAUGCAAGUCUUUUCCCCUGCCAGGCCAGACAGCCUAGUUAUUUCCUGUGCGGCGUUGUCUGGAACAGCGGCAGUGAACGAAGGGGGUAAGGAAACAUGGGUUUCUCUGCAAUAGGCAGAGCGAUGGUGAGGUUGGAGACCAAAGUAGCAGAGAGGAUGCGGCCACCUCUGGCCCUUCCUAGGGCCGUCGUCGCAUCAACAGCGAUGGAUCACCAGCCUUUCCGAGGCUUCGAUGGUUAUCCUACUAAUGCUCCGAUGACAGUCGACGGCGAAGCAGAGGCCCGGCGAAGCAUAGAGGACUGGUUCCCCUAUUCUUCUUCCUCCCCCUCUGGUUGGUCGAUGCAGCUCAUGGCUGUCCCCAAGAAGAAGGUUUCACCUUAUAAGAGGGGACUAAGAAAUGGUCCAAAGGCUUUGAAGCCUGUACCUGUAAUAGUCAGAUGCAAAAGUUGUGGCCGGGUUAAACUGCCACAUUUCUUUUGCUGCAGUGGGGAUAGAGGGACAAGUGGAAGGACUGAUGAAUCUGCACAAUAAGAAAAGUAAAACUGUUCAAACAGUUGGUUGAAUACCAUUUAGAUCCUUGAAUUGGAGGAAUAAUGACUACUGUUGCAGUUAUUUCUCGUGGAAAAUGUUAGGCCGUGGAUCUUCAUACUGCUUUAUAUUAUUUUGUCUUGCUGUUCACUUGGAUUACCUGUAUAAACUUUUUUCCAUUCAUUUCUUCCUUCA